CUGCAAGAGCCGCAGGACCCUUCGAAAUGCGGAUACGCUUGCCCUUUGCAGGUGCGUCAAAAGCUUCACACUGGGCCUGGCAAUUUGGGACGGACCUGGAUCUGGAUCUGGACCUGGAUCCAGCCCUACAUCUGGAUCCCCCGUCCAUCUCGCAGAUCCGAACCCAAGCUCCAUGUCCACGUCCAACCCACGUUACUCUUAGCUAACAUUCCCUCCCACCCUCCAGGCGUCUUUUUCGCCCUCCUCCUCGUCGCAGGCUACGCAGGCCUGACCUCCCUCCAGCUGGGCCAGUACGUAAACGACAAGGUCCUCCACUUCGCGACCUUCUUCCUCCUCACCCUCGUCUUCUACUGGAUCCUCGACACGAACCGCCGCCGCACCCUCAACCUCACCCUGACCGUCUGCACCUUCGUCCUCGGCGUCGGCUCCGAGUUCCUCCAGGGCUUCCUCCCCAACGGCCGCGAGUUCGACUUCUACGACAUCGUCGCCAACGUCGUCGGCUCCCUCGCGAGCCUGGGGCUGUGCUCGUGGUACCACAAGCGCAUGCUGGAACGCAAGCGCCGCACCAAGACGUACGCGCCCGUUCCGGGGGAAGACGAGGAGGACGUCGAGCUGGGCGAGGGCCACGAGACGGGCGUGAUCGAGUCGAGCGGCGCGAGAGACGGCGGUGAUACGGCUGCUGGACGGACGCUCGAGCAAGAGGUGGAUAAUUGGGACGAGAACCAGGUGGACGAGUGGGAUGAGGACGACGAUGGCGAUAUUGGCGGGGUCAAGGGCAAGGACGUUGACUCUGGGGACAUCGGCGACCCCAAGAAGCGGGCUGACUAG
Messenger RNA from Colletotrichum karsti, 828 nucleotides. RefSeq names its product VanZ like family protein. The transcript has a single exon. NCBI's taxonomy places the organism in Eukaryota, Fungi, Ascomycota, Sordariomycetes, Glomerellales, Glomerellaceae. The record is from RefSeq and is a predicted model, not a curated record.